UAGAUUCUUCCUAUGCCAAAGAGCGUGGGAGGAGAGGAAUCCACUCCCGAAGAUUCCUCGUCCCCUCCCGCUCCGGCCGGCAGCGGCCACCAACAACACAAGACAAGAUCCCCCUCCCCUCCCCUCCAGCCGCCGCCACUGUACCACUAGCAGUAGCAGUGAGCAAAGAUUUGAUUUUUGCUUCUCGCCGGCCAUAGACCAAAACAAGAAGAGGAAUAAGAUAGGGCGAUGGGGAUCCCGAGCCCGAGCGACGAGGUGGUCCAAAUCCGGCACGGGGACGCGGCGGGGGACCCGACCGUGGUCACCGUGAGCUGCCCCGACAAGACCGGCCUGGGCUGCGACCUCUGCCGCCUCGUCCUCCUCUUCGGCCUCAACGUCCUCAAGGGCGACAUGAGCACCGACGGCCGCUGGUGCUACAUCGUGCUCUGGCUCGCCGCCUCGCCGCCGCCCCGGGCCCGUACCGUCGCCUGGGACCUCCUCAAGGACCGCAUCGUCCAGCUCUGCCCCGUCCCCGCGCCCUUCGGCGUAGACACCGCAUACCUCGCCGCCGCAGGCCUCGCGCUUGCCGACGGGGAGCCCCAGGUCUUCCUGCUCAAGUUCUGCUGCUACGACCGGAUAGGCCUCCUCCACGACGUGACAUGCGUGCUGUGUGAGAUGGAGCUCACAAUUAGGAGGGUCAAGGUCUCCACCACGCCCGACGGCAGAGUCAUGGACCUUUUCUUCAUCACCGAUGCUAGGGAACUUCUACACACAAAGAGCAGGAGGGAAGAGGCCUAUGAAAAGUUGCAGAGCGUCUUAGGCGACUCGGUGACGAGUUGCGAAAUAGAAUCAGCGACACAAGACAUGUCUUCUUGCCUCCAAGCAUCCGCGUUGUUGCCGCCUCUUGUCCUUGAACAAAUGUUCAGCGAGGUGGAUGUCGUAGAUGAGCAAUCGAACCGCUCACGGUCCGACAGUAGACUGUCGGUCACGAUGGACAACUCCCUCAGCCCUGUGCACACCCUGAUUCAGAUCCAGUGCGGUGACCACAAGGGCCUCCUGUACGACAUCAUGAGAACGGUCAAGGACUGCAACAUCCAGGUCUCGUAUGGCCGGUUCUACGCGGGCCAGAAGGGCCGGUGCGAGGUGGAUCUGUUCGCUGUGCAGUCGGACGGGAAGAAGAUCCUCGACCAGCAGAAGCAGAGGACGAUGUGCUCUCGACUGAGGACGGAGCUGCUGCGGCCACUCCGCGUGGCGCUGGUGAACCGGGGUCCCGACGCGGAGCUGCUGGUGGCGAACCCGGUGGAGGUGUCUGGCAAGGGCAGGCCGCUGGUGUUCUACGAUAUCACGCUCGCGCUCAAGAACCUCCAUAGACGGGUCUUCUUGGCCGAGAUCGGGCGGCACAUGGUGAACGAUCGGGAGUGGGAGGUGUACAGGGUGCACCUGGGCGAGGACGACCACGAGCUCUCGUGCUCGGUGCGGAGCAAGAUCGUCGACAGCGUCACCAACAUGCUCAUGGGCUGGGACUGACUUACUGGUCAUUGUCUUGCAAAAGACAGAGACCGGUUUAAUUUGUUUGUUUUGUGUAAUGUAGGUGCCAUCGACUCAGUUGUACAUAGGCAGGGAUGUUGAUGGCUGCUGCUGCUUCUGUUUGUAAAUUAAAGUGGUUUCAGGUUGUUUUUCACUGCCUAGUUAGGUCAUGCUGCAUCAGUCUGAAAUACUACGAUUGCCUAGUUAAGUGUUGUUGUUAGGCAAUGAUGGUGCAUAGACCUGUGUUCUUGGGUCUCAAGCAUGUAGUCUAUCUUUGCCCAGCUAAGCUGGUGUACUAGGAUUAGCUAGUGAUUACCACAAUAGGGCAAUGCUUGCUGAUUUUAUUAUUUUUA
Hordeum vulgare subsp. vulgare (domesticated barley) is the source of this 1859-nucleotide messenger RNA. RefSeq names its product ACT domain-containing protein ACR10-like. Lineage: Eukaryota; Viridiplantae; Streptophyta; Magnoliopsida; Poales; Poaceae. The coding region runs from base 229 to 1506 and encodes 425 amino acids. The transcript has 5 exons. The record is from RefSeq and is a predicted model, not a curated record.